AUGAAAUGUAAAUUUAUAAGUCUCAUAUUUAUAACUUUUUUCAUCAUCACUUCAAAUACAUCGAAUGCUAAACGUAGAGCGCCAAAGGAACAACUGGACGCUAAGAAAAUCAAUGAAGUACUUGAUCACAUAAAACCAAUCAUUUUAGGAUUAAAUGGAAAGAUUAAUAUUACAAGAAUUUUGACUCUUCUCAAGGAAAAUGAAACAAAAGAAAAGCACAAGCUUACUUCAUAUAACACAGGAGACAAGAGCACUCGUGAAGUUAAGAUAUCUGGGAAGAGACCAGAAGACAAUAAAGGUGCUGAUAUAAGUGAUGAUAGCUAUGAAAAACCAAUGAUGAGGAACGGGGAGACCGCUGCCGAAGCUGACUUGCAGUAUGACUUUGAUGAACAGGAUCUAAGAAUUGCGUUAAAGAAAUAA
Arctia plantaginis is the source of this 420-nucleotide messenger RNA. The record is from the annotation of a GenBank genome assembly. NCBI's taxonomy places the organism in Eukaryota, Metazoa, Arthropoda, Insecta, Lepidoptera, Erebidae.